AUGGCUUCCACGGCGCGGCAGGCGACGUUGCUGCUUCUCCUGACACUUCAGGUGGGCGUACAGCCGCUUCUCAUGGGCUGGUACGCGGUCGAGGCGCGUGACGUUCGCUUGCGAGUGGGGGUCGUGGAGCUCCUGAAGCUGUUGCUGGCGCUGAUCCCUCUCAGUCUUUCACGUGGGGAAGGUGGACUGCUCAACCAGCUCAAGACAUGGAAACUGCGUGCUGCGUUAGCCACGACAGUAAUGCCAGCACUGAUUUACGUGCUACAGAAUCUGCUCAACCACGCAGCUGUGGUGGCACUGGACGGGGUGACGUUCAACGUGCUUAACCAGACCAAGAUCAUCUGGACCGCUCUACUCGUGUACCUGCUUCUGGGCACGCGGCAGUCGCCACUGCAGAUCGUGGCGCUAACGCUACUCUGCGUAGCUGCACAACGAGAAACGGACGCGAUCGUGUUCACGGGGAUGUACCAGGCAUUACUAGGCGCCGUGCUGUCCGCUUUAGCCGGGAGUAUCAUUCAGAGAGCUUUACAAAGAGAGAAACGCAACCAGUACAUGGUCACAGUGGAGCUUAGUGUGCUGGGCGAGAUGACGCUCUUGACGCUAGCGUUCGUACAGGAUGGACUCAUGACAAGGGACGGAGACUCGCAGGACGGCAUGUGGGACGGCUGGAGUGUCAUGACGCUCGCUGCACUCAUGUGUCAAGCUAUGGGAGGAGUGUUAGUGGGUUUUGUGAUCCGAGACUGCGGUAAUGUGGAGAAAAGCUUUGCCGUUGUAGGAGGAAUGGGACUCACAGCGCUGCUGGAGACUCAUUUCAAUGGCAAACCGUUCGGUCACAACGCAUUUGUGGCGAUGGCUCUGGUGGCUAUCAGUACGGCGUUGUACACACUUAAUCCGCCUACCAAGAAAAUGAGUGCAGACACCAGUGAGCUGGAGCCGUUCUUGGCACCUCCGACUGUCGUCACGGUUAGCAGCAAUAGUGUACAUACGAGCAGCACAUCUCGACAAGAAAUGCGGAGACCACUGCGACAACUGCAGCCUCUUAACGAGAUACCUUCUCGACGGGAACUGGAAGCGAUCGUAUAG
This is a messenger RNA of Phytophthora infestans T30-4, 1083 nucleotides long. Its product is annotated as Drug/Metabolite Transporter (DMT) Superfamily. NCBI's taxonomy places the organism in Eukaryota, Oomycota, Peronosporomycetes, Peronosporales, Peronosporaceae. The coding region runs from base 1 to 1083 and encodes 360 amino acids. The transcript has 3 exons. Gene Ontology annotation, biological process: pyrimidine nucleotide-sugar transmembrane transport. The record is from RefSeq and is a predicted model, not a curated record. Gene Ontology annotation, cellular component: Golgi membrane. Gene Ontology annotation, molecular function: pyrimidine nucleotide-sugar transmembrane transporter activity.